CAGAGAGACCGCAAAGAGACUACAGAGAGACUGCAGAGAGAUUAGAGACUGCAGAGAGACUACAGAGAGAUUAGAGACUACAGAGAGACUGCAGAGAGAUUAGAGACUACAGAGAGACUACAGAGAGACCGCAGAGAGACUACAGAGAGACUGCAGAGAGAUUAGAGACUGCAGAGAGACUACAGAGAGACGACAGAGAGACUGCAGAGAGAUUAGAGACUACAGAGAGACUGCAGAGAGACUACAGAGAGACUACAGAGAGACUGCAGAGAAAUUAGAGACUACAGAGAGACUGCAGAGAGAUUAGAGACUACAGAGAGACUACAGAGAGACUACAGAGAGAUUAGAGACUGCAGAGAGACUACAGAGAGAUUAGAGCCUACAGAGAGACUGCAGAGAGAUUAGAGACUGCAGAGAGACUACAGAGAGACUGCAGAGAGACUGCAGAGAGAUUAGAGACUACAGAGAGACUACAGAGAGAUUAGAGACUACAAGAGACUACAGAAAGACUGCAGGGAGACUACUGGACCAUGAUCGAUUUCUGGGUCAGGUGCUAGUGAAAGAAAAAAGUAAGCGAUUGGAAGCUCUGUUGGAAGAUUGGUAGCCCUGCUCUGUCACCCAUAUAGAGUUUUUAUUGGCCGGCAAGUAAGGCACAUACACCCUCUCUAAGGCAUAGUGCACUUGACCCCUAAAUUCAGUAAGGCACAUAUACCGUAAAUUCAGUAGAGCACAUGGACCGCUAAAUUCAGUAGGGCACUUACACCCCUAAAUUCAAAAAGGCACAUACACCUCUAAAUGCAUUAGGACACAUACACCCUUAAAUUUAGUAGGGCACUUAUACCUCUAAAUUCAGUAUGCCACAUAAACCCUUAAAUUCAGUAGGGCACAUACACCCUUAAAUUCAGUAUGGCACAUAAACCCUUAAAUUCAGUAGGGCACAUACACCCUUAAAUUCAGUAUGGCACAUAAACCCUUAAAUUCAGUAGGGCACAUACACCCUUAAAUUCAGUAGGGCACAUACAUACCUAAAUUCAGUAGGGCACAUACACCCUUAAAUUCAGUAGGGCACAUACACCCUUAAAUUCAGUAUGGCACAUACACCCUUAAAUUCAGUAGGGCACAUACACCCUUAAAUUCAGUAGGGCACAUACACCCUUAAAUUCAGUAGGGCACAUACAUACCUAAAUUCUCCUCAGGCCUCGUGUUUUCUUUCGUAUAGCUGGUGUGUGGGUGGAUGGGAGGGGCCAUGUCAACUGGUAGGGUUGGUUUACCUGCAUGCUGAUAUGAUCUGGAAUGUUCCAUCCCAAAGUUCAUUUAGCUUGUCGGGGAUAUAACCUUACAAGGCAAGUAAAAUAAAAACAGGCAGCGUGCUCUUGAGGCUUUUGCAGAUAGUUUAAUUUAAUUGGUUUUAGUUCACAUAAAGAAACAGAAUAAAAACUGAUAGACUAUUUAGACAGGGUCAUACUAUGUGUGGUAAGCGCGUAGCUACAGCGUGCAGCAGAAUGCAUUUUCCCCUGAGCAGUAUCUCUGACUGUCUUCACCCAGUUUGCGUUCACCGCUCCCACAUCAAUUUGGAGGCCAACCUAAAUCACCUGUGGAACAGGUGUGUCCUGUUGCCUGAUGUCACAACAACAAGUGCCAAAACUAAAAUAAAAAAGGGGGAAGAACCAAAAGAAAACAAGUAAUAUAUGAACCUUUAUUUGACCAAGAAGUCACAUUGAGAUUAAGACCUCUUUUAUAAAUGAGACCUAGCCAAGUGUGUGUAUUUCCUAGUAAGUCGUAAUCACAAUUAUGUGUUUUAUCAACACAGCUUGGACUUAAGGUUAGGGUUAAUUAGGGUUAGGGUUAGGGUUAGCGUUAUUUUACAUGCUAGGGUUAGGGUUAUUUCACACAGAAGAGUUAGGGUUAGGGUUAGGGUUAUUUUACAUGCUAGGGUUAGGGUUAUUUCACACAGAAGAGUUAGGGUUAGGGUUAUUUCACACAGAAGAGUUAGGGUUAGGGUUGUUUUACACGCUAGGGUUAGGGUUAUUUCACACAGAAGAGUUAGGGUUGGUGUUAUUUCACACAGUAGAGUUAGGCUUAGGGUUAUUUCACACAGAAGAGUUAGGGUUAGGGUUAUUUCACACAGAAGAGUUAGGGUUAGGGUUGUUUAGGGUGGCCUGUAGCGUAGUGGUUAAGGUACAUGACUGGGACCCACAAGGUCGAUGGUUUGAUUCCUGGUGUAGCCACAAUAAGGUCUGCACAGCCAUUGGGCCCUUGAGCAAGGCCCUUAGCCCUAUAUUGCUCCAGGGGAGGAUUGUUAGGGUGAUGCUUAUUUUACACAUUAGAGUUGGGGUUAGGGUUAUUUCACACAGUUGAGUUAGGCUUAGGGUUAUUUCACACAGUUGAGUUAGGCUUAAGGUUAUUUCACACAGUUGAGUUAGGCUUAGGGUUAUUUCACACAGUAGAGUUAGGCUUAGGGUUAUUUUACACAGUUGAGUUAGGCUUAGGGUUAUUUCACACAGUUGAGUUAGGCUUAGGGUUAUUUCACACAGUUGAGUUAGGCUUAGGGUUAUUUCACACAGUUGAGUUAGGCUUAGGGUUAUUUCACACAGUAGAGUUAGGCUUAGGGUUAUUUUACACAGUUGAGUUAGGCUUAGGGUUAUUUCACACAGUUGAGUUAGGCUUAGGGUUAUUUCACACAGUAGAGUUAGGCUUAGGGUUAUUUCACACAGUAGAGUUAGGCUUAGGGUUAUUUUACACAGUAGAGUUAGGCUUAGGGUUAUUUUACUUAGAGUUAGGCUUAGGGUUAUUUUACAUAGUAGAGUUAGGCUUAGGGUUAUUUUACACAGUAGAGUUAGGCUUAGGGUUAUUUCACACAGUAGAGUUAGGCUUAGGGUUAUUUCACACAGUUGAGUUAGGCUUAGGGUUAUUUCACACAUUAGAGUUAGGCUUAGGGUUAUUUCACACAGUUGAGUUAGGCUUAGGGUUAUUUCACACAGUUGAGUUAGGCUUAGGGUUAUUUUACAUAGAGUUAGGGUUAGAGUUAUUUCACACAGUUGAGUUGGGUUAGAGCUAUUUCAUACACAAGAGUUGGGGUUAGUGUUAUUUCACACAGCAGAGUUAGGUUCAGGUUAGAAAACAAUAUUUUAUUCUGAAGUUGCCUUUAUCAGGGCCCCUUGGGAAAGAAAAGUUCCGGAGUACUGGAGACUUUAAGUAGGAAGAAUUUGGUCCCUCUUGUGUUGGAGUUUUAUGUGCGUUUGUUCAGUCCUCUUGUGUUGGAGUUUUAUGUGCGUUUGUUCAGUCCUUUUGGGAAUAAAGUUUGGGUUUUGGGUGAGAGAGAAAGGCCAGACAGACACAAUAAUGAAGUAAACAGGAAGGACAGGAGUUACAGAGCAGGCUGCUGCUCAGCAGUGGGUGCGUACCACAGGACAGGAAGGGGAGGAGACUGAGUGCUGAAUACGCAGCGUUUCAGAAUGACUUCAAACCACAUAGCAGCGUGUGAGGAGCUGAUUCACAUGACUGAUAUAAGAGUAUGUGGUCAAUGUAGCUGAAACUGAACAUGUCAUCGAGCACCCUAGAUUUAAAAUGAAGAUUAAAGUGCACACUAUCAGCUUUAAAGGUAUUUUAAUCACUACAUUACAUUAAUGGCAUUUGGCAGACGCUCUUAUCCAGAGCGACGUACAACAAAGUGCAUACCCCCCCCCCCCGGCACUCCCCGUCUGCAAUGUCAGUCAGGCAACACAGGCGAAGUGUUUCUGCCGUUCUGCUGGCUGCUUACAUGAAGACUACAAGGGAAAUAGAAUCUAUUCAUUUCUGGUAGGUUGCAAGUGACUAUAAAAUGUAGCCUUACUUUAAUUUCUGUUCGAGAUCUGCUCAAAAAGUUUUUGCUGUCCUCUUGAUUUUAUGAUUGAUAUUCUCACCUAAUUGGAUUUGGUAAACAUUGGUUUUGACUUUAAGACUGUUUUUCCACUAAUGUCUUGCAAAGCAUUUUGUUGUCCAGUUAAAAAUAAAACUAUCAAAAGACUAGGUAGCAUGGGUAUGCUGCUCAAAUUAAGUAACAUUUAAUGUUUGAAACUUGAUGAUGUUUUACAAAUGUACAGUGGAUGAUCUGGCGUGGUACUUCCUGGAAUUUGGGGAGUGGGUUGUUUUUUUAAUUUUUUGUGUGUACAUUCAUUUGCCCUUUUUCCCCUCCCCAAUGUGCACACUGCAAACUUCUCCCACAAAUGCACAGGUGAGGGGUGUUAAAUAAUAAUAUUAGAGGUAUGUAUUGGGCAUGAAAUGAAGACCUUUCUUAGCCCAAUGUCCUUACACUCCGAUGAAAACUAGCCCAACAAGUUCUAGCCACAUUUGAAAUCUGAACCUGAUAGAGCUUAGUCACGGAAAUAAUGGCAACACAGAGUAGCACAAUAGAAAGUGGAGUGUUUCUCACAGGAAAGCUGCCAGUGAAGUGCUUGUGAUGGUGGUGUGAGUGAUGGGAUGACCACCUAUUACCAUGGAAUGACAACAAUCACGUGAAGCUUAUUGUUAUUCUCAACUAGUAAAUUAAGACAGUCAUAUUUGUCCUUGCAUGCUUAUUUAUAUGAUUAUAUUUAUAUGAACACAUUUUUCUGUUCUGUUUUUAUUUCCCUUUUUAUUUCCAGAAAUCAACAUGAAUAUUGUGCUUAUCAGUUUAAUCCUAAACGUAUAUGAAUAUUCUGCUUAUCAGUUUAACCCUAAACGUAUAUGAAUAUUGUGCUCAUCAGUUUAACCCUAAACGUAUUGUGGACAAUAAUCAUGAGAUGUUGAUCACAUUCCUUUGUGGGAGAAAGCAUUGCUUCAUAUAAUACAUUGAUAUUCCAGGAAUGCAGCAAUGCACCCAAGAAGUUCACCAAUGCUUUCUCCCACAAAGGAAUGUGAUACAUGUGUUGUUAACAAUUGAUAUUGAUUGACCCAUCUAUCAUGGGUAUGUAUGUGUAUAUGUAUGUAUAUAUAUGUUUCUAACAUGAACAUGUUAUUUUCCAGUUUUUUCCUAUAUACCAUUGUUGAACAAUCAAGUCUCCGCCUUAGAUCAUGAGGAUCAUGUAUAUGUAUGGGUGUGGUAGCACAUGAUCUGUUUAGACCUGACAAAGAUCCACUGGGAUCAAAACUACAAUAAAGGUGUCUGUCUGUUAGUUUAUUUGGUAUUUUUGUAAAUUUUUCAUAUUCAUGUCUGGUUUUCUGUUUAUAUUCAUUAGUCUUUGCACUCGUCUUCCCCAGUAAUGUCUGUGUCUGAAUAUUUUGUGAUCCAGAGCCCUUGUGGUAUUCAGUUUCUUUGGUUUUGUUUAAUGGAGACCUGUUUAUGACCCCUGCCUGCUUCCCUGGACUCUUUGCUUGUUUUUGUGGAUUCUGUACCUCUGCCUUCCCAUCGCCUGUCUGAGCCUCAUUAAACCUGCCGUUUUCUCCACACCCCCGUGUCUGCUUCUGGGACGUCUGUUCCCCGCCGCGACAAAAGAUGACUGAUGGCUGGCCAGGUCUUGGAGAUUCUGGAGGAGCUGACAAAAGAAGAAUUUUUAAAGUUGAAGUUGUAUCUGAAUGAAGAGGUGCUGGAAAGAUGUAGACCCAUCCCACAGGGUCGACUGGAGGACAAAGGUGUGACAGGUGUCGUCACCUUGAUGAAGAGUUCCUAUGGUAACAAGAUGGUGCAGGUCACACUGGAGAUCUUAAAGAAAAUUUCGAGAAAUGACCUCGUUGAGAGACUGGAAAGUGGUGCUGAAGUCAGAAGGCAGACUGUGAGGAAACGAUCAGGGGAGGAUCUGAGCUCUGCAGCUGCAGCCGGUGAUUACAGCCCUGAGAGGAAGCGCGAGAGGAGCUUGAAUGCAGAGCCUGUGUCUGAGACCCAGCAGGGAGGGGCACAGCCGUCCCUGACUGUUGAUGCACCCCUGAGCUCCAAUCACCAGGACCUGGACACAGAAAAAAACCAAUGUGCUCAACGUGUCCAGAAGAAGCUGAAGUCUCAUCUGAAGAAGAAGUUUGAGUGCAUAUAUGAAGGGGUUGCCAAGCCAGGAAAACAUGCCCUCCUCAAGAGUAUUUACACAGAGCUCUACAUCACAGAGGGGGACUGUGAACGGGUCAAUAAUGAACACGAGGUGUGGCAGAUUGAAACAGCAACCAGGACACAGCCUACACAAGACACAGCAAUUAAAUGCAACAACAUCUUUAGACCCUUAGCUGGACAAGACAUACCCAUCAGAACUGUAAUGACCAAGGGCAUCGCUGGUAUUGGAAAAACGGUCUCUGUGCAAAAGUUCAUUCUUGACUGGGCAGAAGGAAAAGCUAAUGAGGAUGUUGAGUUCAUGUUUGUCCUUCCUUUUCGGGAGCUGAACUUACUUAAUGAUGAGCAGCACAGUCUCCUUGAGCUUCUGCACGUCUUUCACCCUGAAAUGAAAGGGUUUGAAAACAUUGAGUCUGAAGAUUACAAGGUUUUGUUCAUCUUUGAUGGUCUGGAUGAAAGCAAACUUCCCUUGAAUUUCAGACGCAAUAAGAUCCUGUCUGAUGCAAGGAAGACAUCCUCAGUGGAUGUGCUACUGACAAACCUCAUUAAGGGGAAUCUACUUCCCUCUGCUCUCCUCUGGAUCACCUCCCGACCAGCAGCAGCCAAUCAGAUCCCUCCCGAAUUCAUCCACCGACUGACAGAGGUCAGAGGGUUCAAUGAUGCACAGAAAGAGGAGUAUUUCAGGAAAAGAUUCACAGAUCAGAAUCUGGCUGGUAGAAUUAUCUCACACAUAAAGACAUCCAGGAGUCUACACAUCAUGUGCCAUAUACCAGUCUUCUGCUGCAUGUCUGCCACUGUUCUGGGGAGACUUUUGGGUGGAACUGACAGGGAAAUAAUCCCUAAAACUCUGACUGGAAUGUACACACAUUUCCUGCUCAUUCAGUCAAACUUCAAGAAUGAGAAAUAUGAGGACAGAUCUGAAACUGAUCCACAAAAACUGUUGGAGUCAGAUAAAGAAAUCCUCCUAAAACUGGGGCAACUAGCUUUUCAACACCUGAAGAAGGGCAAUCUGAUGUUUUAUGAGGAGGACCUGCAAAAGUGUGGCAUUGAUGUCACAGAAGCUUCUGUGUACUCUGGGGUGUGCACAGAGAUCUUUAAAGAGGAGUCUGUGCUGCAUCAGAAGAAAAUCUACUGCUUUGUGCAUCUGAGCCUGCAGGAGUACAUGGCUGCUUUGUAUGUGAUUCAUUCUUUUACAGGCAAGAAUUUCAACGUGCUGAAGUACUUUUUUGGUCAAAAAACAUUACCUACUGAAUUGUCACUGUACAACUUGCACAAAAAAGCAGCGAAGAAGGCUCUGGAGAGUAAGAAUGGACACCUGGACCUUUUCCUCCGAUUCCUUCUGGGCCUCUCCCUGGACUCCAAUCAGUGCCUUCUCCCAGGUCUAUUGCCACAGACUGGAAGCUCUAAGAGCAUCCAGAAAACAGUCACAUAUAUCAGGGGACUGAAGAGGAAAGACCCUUCCCCAGAAAGAUGCAUCAACCUGUUUCACUGUCUGUCUGAACUAAAUGAUGAUUCCCUUGUGAAAGAAAUCCAAAAGUAUCUGAUUUCAGAAAAUCCUUCUGAUGAGGUUAUUUCACCUGGGCAUUGCUCUGCCCUGGCCUAUGUGCUGCUGAUGUCAGAGAAGGUUCUGGAAGAGUUUGACCUGAGAAAAUACAAAACCUCAGAUGAAGGGAGAAGAAGAUUAGUCCCCACUGUGAAGUGCUGCAGGAAGGUUGUGCUCGCUGACUGUAAUCUCACAGAGAAAUCCUGUGAAAUUGUGGCCUCAGCCCUGCAGUCAGUUUUCUCUCCCGUGAGAGAGCUGGACAUCAGAAACAAUAACCUGGGAGACUCAGGAGGGAAGGUUCUCUGUGCAGCGCUGAAGAGCCCGAACUGUAAACUGCAGAUUCUGGACCUCAGCUACAAUGACCUGGGAGACUCAGGAUUGGAGAUGCUCUGUGCUGCUCUAAGAAGUCCACUGUGUGAAAUUCAUACUUUGAGACUCAGCGGCUGCUAUCUGGAUGAAAAAUCCUGUGUAUCUGUGAUCUCAGCUAUGCAGGCAGGCUUCUCUCCCCUCAGAGAGCUGAAGCUCAGCAAUAAUAAUUUGGGAGAUUCAGGAGUGGAGAUGCUCGCUGCUGCGCUGAUGCAUCCAAACUGUAAACUACAGACAUUAAGCCUUGGCGGCUGUAAUCUGACAGAUAAAUCCUAUGACGCUGUGAUCUCGACUCUUCAGUCAAACACUUCACCCCUGCGAGAGCUGGACCUCUGCAAGAGUAACUUGGGAAAUUCAGCAGUGAAGUUUCUCUGCGAUGGAGUAACAAGUCAAAACUGUAAACUACAGACACUGGACCUCAGCUACUGUAACCUUGGAGAUGCAACAGCGAAUCUGCUCUGUGAAUGCCUCAUGAGUCAAAACUGUAAACUACAAACUUUAAGGAAGAGGUACUUCAGCCUAUGUACCAAGCUUGGUGUCAAUACAUCAAAGCAUUGCUGGAAUAUGAUCUCCCUUCCUGUUUGUCAACUUUGCCACCAAUUUAAAUUGGCUGUGAUGGACGAACACUUUUAUAAAUCAAAAAUCCAUCAAAUUAAUUUCCUGAGGCUUGGUCUUCAUAUCAUCAAAUUUGGUGAAGUAUACAGAGUUAUUACAUGUUAAAAUGACAGACCUCUUUUUGUGAUAGUUGAGAUGAUGUUGAUCAUCAUAACCACAGUCAUCAUAAUCAUCAAUAAGUAAAUAUAUAAUAAUAAAGCAAAAAGUAAAAUAGUAAAAUCUUAACUGAAGUAAUGGAGCUGUAUGUGCUCACUUGUCAUUAGCUAAUGACCACUCCUCCCCAGCUAGACCACUCCUCCCCAGCUAGACCACUAUGGUCUGCCAGCUCUGGUCGCCUUAUGGUUCCUUCUCUACGUCCACCUGGUGGUCAAGCUGCACGUUUACGCCUGUUUUCCGCUCUGGUUCCUCAGUGGUGGAAUGACUUGCCUACCACUGUCAGGACAGCAGAAUCCCUCCCCCUAUUUCGAUGCAGACUAAAAACACACCUUUUCAAACUGUACCUUAGUCCUCCCUCCUGAUUUCCCCACCCCCCCUUUCCGAUAUCCCUCUUGUCUAACCCCCCAAAAAAUAAAAUAUAAUAAUAAUAAUAAUAAUAAAUAAAUAAAUUGCACUUACGAUUACUGUAUUUUGUCUAGAACAGCACUUCAUGUGUAUUUUACUAGUUAUGGAUAUGAUGCUUUAACUUGUGGAAGAACCUAUGCAGGCGGCACGGAUGGUGCAGUGGGUAGCACUGCCGCCUCACAGCAAGGAGGUCCUGGGUUCGAAUCCCCGUUGGCCGGGGCCUCUCUGUGUGGAGUUUGCAUGUUCUCCUCGUGUCUGUGUGGGUUUCCUCCGGGUACUCCGGUUUCCUCCCACAGUCCAAAGACAUGCAGGUUAGGCUGAUUGGAGAGUCUAAAUUGCCCAUAGGUAUGAGUGUGUGAGUGAAUGGUGCGUGUGCCCUGCGAUGGACUGGCGACCUGUCCAGGGUGUAUUCCUGCCUUUCGCCCAAUGUAUGCUGGGAUAGGCUCCAGCCCCCCUGCGACCCUGAUCAGGAUAAGCGGGUUCAGAUAAUGGAUGGAUGGAUGGAAGAACCUAUGCACUUGUAAAUCGCUUUGGAUUAAAAGCGUCUGCCAAAUUACUAAAAUGUAAAUGUAAAUGUAAUGAAAGAUUUAUGAGGAUAAUAUUUGUGUUUUAUGGAGGCAUACUCUGCGUAUUCCUCUGUUAUUCAUCUGAGCCUAAUUCUGACAUAGUAAAACAGUGCACAUGUGUUUGUUACUAUAUGUGUUUAUGUGUACAUGCACUCAAGUAUGUGUACUGAAUCUGUGUUUUCUCAAAGGCUGAAGAGAACGUAAUCUCAGUCUGUAUGUGUGUAUAUGUGUGCAUGUGCAUGCUUGUGUGUGUGUGUGUGUGUGUGUGCGUGUGCGUGUGCGUGUGCGUGUGCGUGUGUGUCUCUGUCUCUGUU
Messenger RNA from Conger conger (European conger), 9957 nucleotides. RefSeq names its product NACHT, LRR and PYD domains-containing protein 12-like. The transcript has 10 exons. Lineage: Eukaryota; Metazoa; Chordata; Actinopteri; Anguilliformes; Congridae. The coding region runs from base 5460 to 8621 and encodes 1053 amino acids. The record is from RefSeq and is a predicted model, not a curated record. Gene Ontology annotation, molecular function: protein binding.